Darwinula stevensoni is the source of this 582-nucleotide messenger RNA. The record is from the annotation of a GenBank genome assembly. NCBI's taxonomy places the organism in Eukaryota, Metazoa, Arthropoda, Ostracoda, Podocopida, Darwinulidae.
AUGGGUCAGAAGAACAGUAAACUUAAGCCUGAAGUUCUGGAAGACCUAAGACAGAACACCGAGUUCACAGAUGCAGAAAUUCAAGAUUGGUAUAAAGGGUUCCUCAAGGAUUGUCCAAGUGGUCAUCUUAGUGUAGAAGAGUUCAAGAAAAUCUAUGGGAACUUCUUUCCAUAUGGUGAUGCAUCAAAGUUUGCAGAGCAUGUAUUUCGAACCUUUGAUACCAAUGGAGAUGGUACAAUAGACUUUCGGGAGUUUCUUUGUGCCCUCUCAGUGACCUCCAGGGGAAAACUGGAACAGAAAGUGAGAUGGGCAUUCAGCAUGUAUGAUUUGGAUGGGAAUGGCUACAUAUCUAGACAAGAAAUGCUGGAAAUAGUGACUGCAAUCUACAAGAUGGUGGGAUCAGUCAUGAAGAUGCCAGAGGAUGAAUCCACACCAGAUAAGCGAACAGAAAAGAUAUUCAAGCAGAUGGACAAGAACAAGGAUGGGAAAUUGUCCUUGGAAGAGUUCAUUGAGGGUGUCAAGAGUGAUCCGUCAAUAGUUCGACUACUACAAUGUGAUCCCCAGGCCAAUUCAGAUGGUUGA